Parathielavia appendiculata is the source of this 1764-nucleotide messenger RNA. RefSeq lists its product as uncharacterized. The record is from RefSeq and is a predicted model, not a curated record. The coding region runs from base 319 to 1611 and encodes 430 amino acids. Lineage: Eukaryota; Fungi; Ascomycota; Sordariomycetes; Sordariales; Chaetomiaceae. Gene Ontology annotation, cellular component: endoplasmic reticulum. Gene Ontology annotation, biological process: protein transport to vacuole involved in ubiquitin-dependent protein catabolic process via the multivesicular body sorting pathway. The transcript has 3 exons. Gene Ontology annotation, molecular function: protein binding.
CUCCGCUGCUUCAAGGGUUCCUUCGUCAAUACAAGCAGGGCAUCUGACCACACCGACAUCAAACAAUCGCCUAGUUGACUUUGAUAUUUAGAAGCGGCAAGUCAAAGCCGUCUGACAAUCAGUUUAGCUGGAUAAAGACGCCUUCAGCGGUUCGCUGUUUGCACUGCACAGCACAACAAACUCGCUGUGUUGUCACCUGUUCACGCAAAAAGGUGACUUAAAAACAAAGGACAACAACACCACAUAUAUCGAGAUCUCGCUCGAGGAAUCUCGCCAAUAGCAAGUCGGAAUCAGAAUCGAUUCCGCAUCAAACCAGCCAUGUGUUUCGGCAGUAAGAAAGACGCCAGGGAGGGCGAGCCGCCACGGCCUGCACAGAACCAGCAGCCAUAUGCCCCCGAGAUGAAGACGAGUCUGCCGCCUCAGUAUCACCAGCAGCACCCGCAGCAGUCGGCAAGCUACGGGUACGCUCCGCCUCCCGCUUCGCCGCCGUCUCAGCGACCUCCGGUGAGCUUAGCCGGGGACGACUUUGCGCCGCCUCCGGGGCCGCCUCCGUCCAAGAGACCUGGAGGUGAUUAUGCCCCUCCCCCUGGACCGCCUCCGUUUCAGAGGCUUGGAGAUGACUUCGCUCCCCCCCCUGGACCACCUCCCUCCCACCGCUACCACGAUGGUGAUGAUUUCGCUCCCCCGCCUGGCCCGCCCCCGUCUCAUCACGCCCACAACGACCUCAGCUACAUGGCGCCUCCCCCUGGCCCGCCGCCAACCGAGUCCAAGCCCAAGCAUGACUGGGAGUCCGUCGUGCCAGACACAUCCCUCUUCCCGCCGCCUCCCAACAUCUUCGCCGGCUUUGACCGGUCGCCGGCGCACAACGCCACCGAAGAGGAAGCCGAGGCUGGCGAGAGAUGGUGUGCCCAGCACCCGCUGACAGCACCUAUAACGCUAGACGGCCCUGCCGUCGCCGCCCUCAACGCGCACAACCCGCGCCUGAUGCAGCCCGACACCUUCCGCGGCACUCUCGUCUGCACGGCGCCGGGACUGUGGAACGUCGCCACCGAUUCCCGCGCGCGAGAUUCGACCAUCAUAGCGUACCCACCUCUCUACACGGUAACCCAACACUCCCCGCUCUCCCCGACCAACUCAACCCGCCAGAAAACAAUCUACUACGAAGUCCAACUCACCCCGCACUCGAACCCCCGCAAAGGCGACAUCUGCGUCGCGUUAGGCUUCGCAGCCCUCCCCUACCCGUCCUUCCGCAUGCCCGGCUGGCACCGGGGCUCGCUGGCCGUGCACGGCGACGACGGGCACAAGUUCGUCAACGACCGCUGGGGCGGCAAGUCCUUCACCGAGCCCUUUGCGCCCGGUGAGCGGCUGGGCAUCGGCAUGAGGUUCCGCGAGGUGGGCGGGCGGAUCGAGACGGAGGUGUUUCUAACCAGGCAGGGCAGGGAGGUGGGCAGGUGGAAUCUGCAUGAGGAGACGGAUGCCGAGGAGGAUUUGCCUGUUACGGGGCUGGAGGGGUAUCAUGAUUUGAGCUGUGCGGUGGGGACGAGCGGACAGACGGGGUUGGAGGUCGUUUUUGACCCUGGGAGAUGGUUGUUUCGGCCGGUGGGUUACUGAUUAGUCUAGAAUGGAGAGGGUGGAGUUGACAGUGGUGGUUGGAGGAGUCUUUGCGGUUGGGAGGUAGACGUGUAGUUGUAUUGUUUUGUACCUAUGUAACGCAUUUCCUCUUGAACCGCAACUGUCCCACGCACUACGACAUCUAGCCCUACG